AUGGCCGAAGUUGCUCAAGCCUUGGAGACCUCAAAUGUCACAAGCAUCAAAUCACUAGCUGAAUCACCAGCUCUCAACUCUGUUCCUUCUGCUUAUGAUGAAGCUGAUCCUAAUGAUCCUGAGUUCGCUAUUCCCAUUGUUGAUAUGUCUCUUCUCACCUCUGGUUCUCCUGAUGAGCACGCAAAGAUCGUCCGCGAUCUUGCCAAGAUUUGUGAAGAAUGGGGCUUUUUCAUUGUCAUUAACCACGGAGUAGAAGAGAGCCUAAUGAAGGGGAUGUUUGACGCAUGUCAUGGAUUUUUCAGUCUUCCAGACGAGGAGAAGAAGGAGUUUAAUUCAGGAAAUGAUGUGACUGAGAUGUUCAAGUAUGGGACAAGCUAUGAUCUUGCAUUGGACAAAAUACUUCUAUGGAGGGACUUCAUGAGGUUCCAAACACAUCCCGAGUUCUACUCCCUCUACAAACCGGCUGGCUUCAGUGAGAUUUCGCUCGAGUAUAGCAAAAGAGCCCGAGAAGUAGCCUUGGAAAUAACUCGAGCAAUAUCAGAAAGCUUGCUGUUGGAGCCAGAGUACAUAUACAACACAAUGAACUUGGAUCGCGGCUUACAAGUGCUAGCAGGGAACUACUACCCACCUUGUCCUCAGCCUGAACAUGCCAUUGGUUUACCCCCUCAUACUGAUCCUGGUCUAUUCACUAUGCUCAUCCAGAAUGACUUGAAUGGCCUCCAAGUCGAGCACAAUGGAAAAUGGCUCUCUGUCACUGGCCCUAAGAAUUGCUAUUUCGUUAACCUUGCAGACCAAAUGCAGAUCCUUACAAACGGUAGGUACAAGAGUUCGAUGCAUCGCGCCACCGUGAAGAACAAAGCUACAAGGAUAACGAUACCUUUAGCCCAUGGACCAUCCAUAGACACGAUCAUAGCACCAGCGCCAGAGUUGUGUGAAAGAUAUGGACAACAACCAAAGUACCUUGCCAUGAACUACAACGAAUACUUAGAACUUCAGUAUAGUGGCAAGAGCUACAUGAAGUCCAAAUUUGAUCACAUCCGAGCCUAG
Molecule: messenger RNA, 1047 nt
Organism: Fragaria vesca subsp. vesca
Lineage: Eukaryota; Viridiplantae; Streptophyta; Magnoliopsida; Rosales; Rosaceae
Product: protein SRG1-like
Exons: 4
Coding region: 1-1047 (348 amino acids)
Source: RefSeq, a predicted model, not a curated record